UAUGUGUGGCAGCCUUAAGCAGCCACAUUGAAUACCUUCUGUCAUACGGGCAGCUCUAUUCUCAACAAAUCCCGUAGAAUUGUGAAGACGCUGUGGCAAUUGACUACUCGGAGAGUUUUGUUACUACCUUGUGCCUCCCUAACCUAAGCAGUUACUUGGUUGUGGUCCCCAAAAAUGGCAUUAUUUAACUUGGGCAACCGAGUCGAGUAUGUCUGCGUAUGCGGGUUGCUUAACCCACUAUCAAAUAUGUAUUUCUGCAAGCACUGCUCUAAGCUACGUUGUGGGAAUUGUGUGUGUCAUGAGGUGGAUACACAUUUUUGUUUGAAUUGCUUAGAGAACAUUCCGUCGUCCGAGGCAAGGAUACGCAAAAACCGCUGCAGCACCUGCUUCAACUGUCCGAGCUGCCAGAACUUGCUGUCGGUACGGUCGUCAAUGAUGACUGUUCCGCUCGUCAAGGAUGCACCGCCGGUGGCAGACGAGACUAACGCUACCGUCGGUUCGCUUUCGUCGUCAUCGUCGUCACCGGGUAGUGGCAAGCAGGUGCAGAAGAAGAUGUACUACCUGGCGUGUCUUACCUGCAGGUGGAACACACGGGACAUUGGUUUACCGGAUCAGAGUGUCGCGACCGGACAAUGGCCGGAACCGGAGCAUCCGAGUGCGACACGCUUCGCCCAGCUGUUCGACCACUAUCGUUCGGUGGCGUUGCACGAUAAGCAGGAGCGGCAGGAGUUAUGGCGCCGCAAGGCACCGAGGCCCACGAAGUACCCCAACCUAACCGACCGUACCGGGCUGACUGUUGAGAUAUUGCGGCGACAGAUAGGGCUGCCGGAGGCUAAGGCACCCGCCAAGCUAACGAUCAUCCCGAUCAAGCCAGCGGUGGCGAGCGAGGAGGUAGAAGAACUGCCAAUUGAACUACUGACGGAGAAGCUUAACCUGAAUACGGUGUCGACGGUGCAGCAGCGCCUAGCACAACCGGCCACGCAGCCGACCACUGUAGCCCAGCUCUACCCGCAGCACAAGCUGCUCUCCAUCAAGCGCUCGUUGCGCUGCCAGUGUGACCAUAAUGUCAUCAAACCGGACUACAAUCCGACCUCCACCAAGUACCGCAUCGCACUGUUCGCCGCCUAUCAUGCGCCAGACGUUCGCUUUGUACAAUGCGAUACGCUGCGCCACGGUGUAGCAGAUACCUACGUGGUGCUGCGCAUCACGAAUCCGACCGUUAAUGAGAUGAUGAUUACGAUUUUAGACCUACCGAGCCCGGAGGAGGAGCGGGCGCUGAUUGAUGAGGAGUACCAGGCGACGGUCGCUUUAGCGACGGCUAGAAGCGGCACUAGCAGCAGUUCGACAGCCGCCUCCUCAGCCGCGGCACAGGCAAUGCGCAGCCUAAAUGCUUCGCUUGCCAAACAGGUACCGCUAAUCGAGCGCCCGCGGCUGGUCGAUCGUGUCGUGAAUGGGACGCUGACACUGCCAGAUAGCAGCUUUUACGUUAGGUAUCGCGACGAAGCCGGUCUGAUCGAUGAGAUCGUGCCACCCACAAUGUUCGCACCCAAGUUCGUCACAUGGCGCAAGGAUAAUCAUGCUGCCAUACGGCUCGCUGUGAAACCGAAUCCGGAUGUGCAGGUCGGCGAAUAUGUUUGGGUUGGAUUCACACUACAGUACACCUAUAACAACGUCUAUUUGGGAAAACCGGAGCAGCUAGCUCUCAGUACGCGUGUCUACGUUAAUCUCGGAAAGCUGCAGUAACUGCAGUAGCAGUAAUGGCAGACUGGCUGGCAUCAUUCAUUGCUACUUGGCUAAUCGUGCACUUCAUUCCCUUUUCGUCCCACCAAUGAGGGAUCAUUGAAGGAUAUUUUCUAUUUAUUUUGAUCUGAAUCAUGCUUGUUAUAAUGGCUAUAUAUUGUAUAUUAUUUUUGGUGCAUCUUUCAAUUCAACAUAGUUACUAAUAACAGAUUAUCAUCAAGAAAACGCGAUCAAUUGUUGAGUAAACUAUCCGCAAUAGUAAAAGUGGCAAAACUAUUAAAAGAAAUAAGAAUUAUUUAUGGUCUACUAACAGUAAUAAUUAUAAAGCAUUAAAUAAAGCAAAAACCGUACUACUAGCAGCAUUUCUUCAACCAGGGUAUCCUUGCCAAUCUACGCCACUCUUGAAACUCCAAGGAUAGUAAGGGAAAUAGGAUUCUUUUCCUAGCUCAUAAACAUAUGCAGCAGAUCAUUUCAGAUCCUUUGUACGAUUUAGUAUUCUCUCCUGAAUACAAAAUUCCAAUAAAUAUUCCGAACAGAUGAUCCAGCAGUGCGUUCCUGAAAAAUGACGAAAAUCUUCAGUUUUUUUCAGUACCCCUCAUAUGCUCUCUUCGAUCUAAUGUUCCCUAUUUCUUUCUUAAGAUAUUACCUAAUAUUUUCAUCCGUACAAUAGAUUGCUUCG
Messenger RNA from Anopheles darlingi, 2419 nucleotides. RefSeq names its product dynactin subunit 4 (gene DCTN4-p62). The transcript is spliced from 3 exons. Gene Ontology annotation, cellular component: dynactin complex. The record is from RefSeq and is a predicted model, not a curated record. Lineage: Eukaryota; Metazoa; Arthropoda; Insecta; Diptera; Culicidae. Bases 175 to 1743 code for a protein of 522 amino acids.